CAGUAUAGUCGUGGGCGCCGUGGGAUACAUGUUACGGCGUGUAAUUCAUUAGAACAGUCGUGUUCGGUGGUGUCGAACGUGUUGGUCGGUGUUGAAGGUGGAAGAAGGGGUGUAUCAUAUGAAAUAAACGUGUAGCAAUGGAAGCAAUUGUUGAAGAACCAGUUGUUGUAAAAAUCUACCCAGGACUGAAGGAAACACCAGAAUUCCGCGAGGCUAUUGACUCCCGCAGUAAAACUGUAGAAGAUAUCUUGGAGACACUCAAGAAUGGUACUGUGCUAUGGAAAGUACGUUCAUUAUCCAAGUGGUACCGCCGGAAAUACAUAUUGGACCACAAGAAUGGAACCUUGCGUUAUGAGCCCUCACACAAGCCGCCUUGCUACAAGACCAGUACUGAGAUUCUUGUGGAUGAUAUCGUGGAUGUGCGCAAGGGAUGGAAGACGGACACGUUCAAUAAAAUUGAACGGACCAUAAGCAAGAAGCACAAGAAGUCACCAGGCCAGAAGCACACAAUAGAUGAGGCAGUGUGCUUCUCUUUGGUUCAUGGGCGUAACAAGCAGAGCCUGGAUUUGGUGGCUCCAAAUGCAGAGGUGGCAGACGUGUGGGUUCGAGGCCUGCGCCACCUUAUCACAGUGUUGAGUGGCUUGCAGCAGGAGGAACGGUUUGAAAGGUGGCUCAAGUUACAAUUCCAAGAGGCUGAUAUUGACAGGAAUGGAAGCCUGAAUUAUGAGGAGUGCUUAACACUGCUGAAACAGCUGAACGUGAAGCUGCCAAAACCCACUGUGAAGCGGAUGUUUGAUAAUGCAAACACGAACAGGAACUUGAGAAAUAGGGAACAGGUUCUGGAUGCCGAGGAAUUUGUGACAUUUUACAUGAAUCUGAUGUCUCGAGCAGAAGUAAAGGAAUUGUUCACGAGGUACUCGAAGGAUGGUAAGGAGAUGGACGCCAAGGAGCUGUGUGAGUUCAUUCAGAAGGAACAAAACUGCAAGAACUUCACAGUGGAACAGUGUAACACUCUCAUAGAGACGUUCGAACAGUCUCAGUUGAAAGACACUGGAAGGAUCUCUCUCAUCG
Messenger RNA from Cryptotermes secundus, 1071 nucleotides. RefSeq names its product 1-phosphatidylinositol 4,5-bisphosphate phosphodiesterase eta-2. The record is from RefSeq and is a predicted model, not a curated record. NCBI's taxonomy places the organism in Eukaryota, Metazoa, Arthropoda, Insecta, Blattodea, Kalotermitidae. Gene Ontology annotation, biological process: phosphatidylinositol-mediated signaling. The transcript is spliced from 6 exons. The annotation marks the transcript as partial. Gene Ontology annotation, molecular function: calcium ion binding; phosphatidylinositol-4,5-bisphosphate phospholipase C activity.